Molecule: messenger RNA, 5110 nt
Organism: Daphnia magna
Lineage: Eukaryota; Metazoa; Arthropoda; Branchiopoda; Diplostraca; Daphniidae
Product: endoribonuclease Dcr-1-like
Biological process (GO): apoptotic DNA fragmentation; pre-miRNA processing; siRNA processing
Cellular component (GO): cytoplasm; RISC complex; nucleus
Molecular function (GO): RNA binding; protein binding; ribonuclease III activity
Source: RefSeq, a predicted model, not a curated record
UGUCCUGUUCCGUUCUGCUCUAAUUUCCAUCUAGAACCUUCACUUGAAGUUUGCUUUUUUGUUCCUUAUGUAAAUGUGCCCAUAGAGUAUUAUGGAGAGCAAGACUACCUUAAAGAAAUUCCCGAUCCCUGCCUUGAACCUGUUGAUCUACUUGAAGAGUAUAUCCAAAUCAUUCAAAAUUUUGGUCCUUGGGGAGCAGACCGUGCUGCUCUGGUUUACCUCAUUCAUUUAGAGAAAUUGAAAACCAAAGCAGUUUAUGAAAGACACUAUCUUCUUUUGUGCUUAGUCUUCACAGUUUUACUUGAAAUACGGUCAUUGUGCGAAGAAGAGUUUCAGGGAUAUUCCGAAUAUGAACGUAUAGAAAAGUUUAGCCACCCUAAAGUUCUUCGUCUGUUGGACAUACUCCGUAUACACAUGACUGUAUAUCGACCACCAAUAACUUCAAAAUUGCCUGGAAACAAUGAUCCAACAGAGCAAACCGAUUCCACCGUAUUAGUUCAUGCUGACGAUCUCGCUGAUCAAGUUCAAAAAUUGUCCACGGAAACAUUACCGACCGUAGAGUUACCUGAGAAUGGCCCGUCCUUUGUGCGUCGGCCAACAACUCAGUCGGGUCACGUAAGUCGUCGUAGGCGUCCUGAUUUCCCUGCUCGUCACCACCGUAUUCGAGAAGACGCUUAUCAGCUAUGUGGAAUGAUUUUCACUGAAAGGCGCACCACAGCCAAACUACUCUAUCAUCUUUUAAAGGAUGCAAGUCGAUGCGACCCUCAGUUAGCGUAUCUAAGCCCUCUAUAUACCGUUGAUCGGGUCGAAGGCAUGACCGUCAAGGAAAUAGAAAGUGAAGAUCGAAAGCAAGAAGACGUUAUGAAACGUUUUCGCAGUCGCGACUGUAAUAUUCUCGUAGCCACGAGCGUUCUAGAGGAUGGUAUUGAUAUUCCAGCGUGCCAUCUGGUUAUCCGAUACGAUUUGCCACAAACUUACCGUGCGUAUGUUCAUUCAAAGGCUCGAGCGCGCGCAAAAAAAUCCCAUUAUAUUCUGAUGGUCGAGAAGGAGCGCAUGGAUGAAUUUCUGGUGAAUCUCUCUCACUUCCAUGCCACUGAACAAAUUCUGCUAAGUAAAAGUGGCUAUCACAACUCUUUGGCCGAGUUCGUCAAUCACAGUGAAGAUAUGCUCAAUAAUAUUGAGAAACCGUACACACCUGGUGACGCUUCAAAAUCAUAUGCGUCUUUACAAAACGCCAUUUCCAUCAUUAACAGAUAUUGCGCAAAGUUGCCCAGUGAUUGUUUCACGCGCCUUAUUCCUGUUUGGAAAAUACGAACAAUAAUGCGAGAAUACGUUGACCCAUCUGUUUGGGACAAAUGGUCCGAACUAUUUCAGAAAAGCGAUGCAGCCGGGAAAAUGCGCAUGGAUGUAGCGUAUGUGUGCUCAUUACAACUACCAAUAAAUUCUCCUCUGCGGCAAACUGUGUCAGGUCUUCCGAUGCCAUCGAAAGUUAUAGCCAAACGAUCCGCAGCACUAGAAGCGUGUCGGUUAUUGCAUCAGCUAAAAGAGCUGGACGAUAACUUUUAUCCCACUGGGAAGGAAAACCUUCGACUGGAAGAGGAGGAGGAUUACAACGCAGAUUUGGAAGACGAAAUCGUUCCCGACAAUCUGCCACGUCCGGGCACUACGAAACGAAGGCAGUACUAUUAUAAGCAAGUGGCCGAGCCGUUUAUCGAUGGUAUUGCACGUCCCAACCAACCCUGUUACUUAUACGCGAUCACCAUGGUACUAAGUGAGCCUAUACCUGAGGAGCAAAACACGCGUGGGAGAAAAAUUUACAAACCUGAGACCUCCCUGCAGAGUUUGGGAAUUUUGAAUAGUAAACCGCUAUCGCAAAUUUGUCCGUUUCCUAUUUUCACUCGGUCAGGCGAGGUGGAAGUGCAAAUAGUAAAAAUCGCCGAUGAAGUCUAUGUGACCGAGGAGCAAUUAAAACAAAUAACAGAUUUUCAACGCUACAUCUUCCGAAACGUGCUUUCCUUGGAAAAGGAUCCAAUGUUGUUAGAUGUUUUUCACGCCGACUGUUCCUAUCUAAUCGUGCCUUUAAAGAGAAAUUCGUUAGCGGAAAACGCCCCCUUAAAUCUGGAUUUUGCAUUCAUCGAUUUAAUUUCAUCCGUUCGAGACGCGAAACCUCAGCUGGUAGCAGACGAAGAGAGAACCGGUUAUGUCUUUGAUCCCCGCUUGUUUGCUGAUGCGGUCGUAAUGAAAUGGUACCGUGAUCAAGAACAUCCACAAUGUUUCUACGUUGCUGAGAUAUUCUAUGAACUCAACCCUCAGUCUAAAUUUCCUGAUAACAACUAUCCAACAUUCGAAAAAUAUUACCGCCAUAAAUAUGGGAUCCAAAUACAGAAUCUGAAGCAGCCGCUCUUGGACGUGGAUCACACUUCAGCUAGACUAAACUUCUUAACGCCAAGGUAUGUGAACCGAAAAGGAGUAAUGCUUCCAACUAGUUCGGAGCAUACAAAAAAGACCCAAAGAGAAAGCCUGCAGCAAAAGCAAAUACUGGUGCCUGAAUUGUGCAGUAUCCAUCCUUUUUCGGCCUCUCUGUGGAGACAAGCAGUUUGUUUACCGUGCAUUCUUUACCGUUUGAACGGUCUCCUCCUGGCAGAACAACUCCGCUGCAAAGUAGCGAUGGAAAUCUCUCUGGGAAAGAGUCAGCUUGACCCUGAUUUCCGCUGGCCCGCCUUACGAUUCGAUUGGAAAUGCAAAUCCUCAGAUCCCAUAUUACCACCAGUUCAAAAGGCAGUCAGUGCUAAAAAUGUUGAAGAAAUUAAUCAGCCAAAAGAUGAAACCGAAGUCAACAACGUACCGAAAUCGCCUUCAAAGCCGCAGAAAAGAGAAAAUAAGGAAGCGAAAAAAGCAGGAGCUUCUUUAUUGGAUAUCGGAGUAUGGAACCCGGAUACGAUUGAUGGCAACAACCAGAAUGAUGGCUCAUAUAAUAGUGAUCAAAGCAUGAACGACAGUGAUACGGACGAUGGUUCAGAGGAAGAAGAAAACGCUUGCAAAGUGAAAGAAUUUGGACCCAAAUUUGUCUGUAGAGGAGACACCGCAGAAGCGAUUGAAGAACCCAUUAACCUCAAAGCCAAAAAAUUUAAAAGUCCCGAGGAGGAAGAAUUAGAAGAAGGUCAGAUGGAUGACGAAGAGCCUUACGAACAGGUCGAAGAUUUGCUCAGCAUCAAAAAUCGAUGGAACGUUGAUCUUACGAACAGUGAUUUGGAACGCAGAUGUGAAGAUUUGCUCAAAUUACACAAAGCAGUGAUUGUUGAUGAAUCAGAAGAACCUGUAUUAGCAGCGGUAGAAAUGUCAGUUCCUGGUUUGGAUUUCCCCUUCAGUUUUGACGAACAACAGGGUUUAGAAAGCCAUCCGGGACCAUCGCCGAGCGUGAUUCUGCAGGCAUUUACAAUGUCUAGUGCCAAUGAUGGCAUUAAUUUAGAACGACUUGAAACGAUUGGCGAUUCGUUCUUAAAGUACUCUAUCACAACUUAUUUGUACUGCAAAUAUAGCAGUAUUCACGAGGGUGAACUCAGCCAUCUGCGUUCGCGUCAGGUUUCCAAUCUCCAUCUUUAUCAGUUGGGCAAGAAAAAACUGUUUGGUGGAUGCAUGGUGGCAACGAAAUUCAAUCCGCACGAGAAUUGGUUGCCACCCGGAUAUGUAAUCCCAGAUGCCUUGGAAGAAGCACUAAUUUCCUCUGGAAUCCCAUUGAAUUAUUGGAAUGUCGUGGAUCUUCAGGGAAUGGAGUAUAUGUCAAGCGAACAAGUGAAAGCCUUGGUUCAAGAGAAAUCGGAGCAAAUCAUGUUGCGAUUUGGUGGCAAAAUUCCGUCAGUCGAGGAGAUGGUAGUCGAAGGAAAUAUCUACCAUGCCCAAGACUUACCUCGUUUCGUUCCUUAUAACCUGCUAACGCAACAUAGCAUACCCGAUAAAAGUAUUGCCGAUUGUGUAGAGGCGCUCAUUGGAGCCUACCUUAGAGCUUGUGGCCCAAGAGGGGCCCUGCUUUUCAUGUCCUGGCUUGGAUUGAAGGUGCUUCCUGUCCUUGACGAAGAUGCUUAUGGCUACUGGACUCCACCUGUCUCACCUUUGGUUGAUCAGCCAUUACAUGUUCAUGUGAUGCUUGAUCACAUGCUAGCGGGAUUUGAUUCGUUUGAAGAAAAAAUCUGCUACAAGUUUAACGACCGCUCCUACCUGCUGCAGGCCUUCAGUCACGCCUCCUACUAUCUCAACAGAUUGACCGAUUGCUAUCAAAGACUCGAAUUCCUCGGUGAUGCCGUCUUAGAUUACCUUAUAACGCGGUAUUUGUACGAAAACCUACCGCGUCAUCCGCCUGGCGCCCUAACUGAUUUGCGCUCGGCAUUGGUGAAUAACACGACGUUUGCUGUUUUGGCGGAGCGAUUUGAAUUCCAUCGUUAUUUCAAGCACCUGUCUCCUACUCUCAAUCAAAUUCUGGACAAAUUCAUCAAAGCUCAAGAGGAAAAUGGGCAUUCCAUCAAUGAAGAGUAUUAUAUGAUUGAAGCUGAAGAUGUGGAAGUGCCUAAAGUUCUUGGCGAUGUAUUUGAAUCAGUAGCAGGGGCAAUAUACCUCGAUUCGCACAUGUCCCUCAAUGCUGUUUGGAGAGUGUACUACAAUAUGAUGAAAAAAGAAAUUGACGAGUUUAGUAUAAAUGUUCCGAAGUCACCCAUCAGAGAGUUGCUGGAACUAGAAACCGAUCGAGUUAAAUUUGGGAAAGCUGAACGUCUCCCUGACGGCCGUCUAAGAGUUACCGUUGACGUCAUCGGGAAAGGAACUUUCAAAGGAAUAGGUCGGAAUUAUCGUAUAGCAAAGUGCACGGCAGCCAAGUAUGCUUUACGAACUUUGGAAAAGCGUAAAAUGCUGACGAAACGCGGCGAACAGUGAACCCAUGAAUGCGCGUCGCCUUUGCGUGACGUGUAAAAUCAAAAAUGUCUCAAACUUCAAAACAGCAUAAUUUCUUUGGUGCAUUUGGCAGUUGACGUUGACCCAUACCGACUGUCAGAACAUUAAAGAAGUAUGGUGUUUACUUAUAGUAAGACAUGUGAUUAGCUAAUACACAUGUCAAAUCGUA